Peronospora belbahrii is the source of this 1902-nucleotide messenger RNA. The record is from the annotation of a GenBank genome assembly. NCBI's taxonomy places the organism in Eukaryota, Oomycota, Peronosporomycetes, Peronosporales, Peronosporaceae.
AUGGGUAUCGACGGAUUCUUGCGGCAGCUCAGUGACGUUGUAGAUAAGACGCAUUUAGAGCAGUUUACAGGCCAAAUACUGGUAGUAGAUGCACUGUCAUGGCUCUAUAAGGCUUGCUAUGGCUGUGCUUUUGAGCUCUCGACUGGUAAAGAUACGGACAAGUACGUUCAUUAUAUGCUGCGUAAAGUGGACAUGAUGUAUAGCUGUGGAGUAGCCAAGAUCAUUCUCGUGUUUGAUGGCCAGCGACUGCCACUCAAGUCUUCUACACAGGAAAAAAGGCAGAAAUACAAGGAAGAACAUCGGAAUCGAGCGUUGGAGGCCAUGACAGUUUCCAAGCAAUUGCAUGGAAGUGAUCGUCAGGAUGAAGUUAACAAAGCCUUUCAGCUCUUUCAACGGUCGGUAUCGAUCACCCCACAAAUCAUUUCUACAGUCAUGAAUGCGUUGCGAGCAAAAGGAAUCCCGUUCGUUGUAGCGCCAUUCGAAGCCGAUGCGCAGAUGGUGUGGAUGUGCAAGGAGGGCUUGGCGGCAGGAAUCGUGACGGAAGACUCCGAUGUGGUAGUUUAUUGCCUUACUGCCAACGUCUCCUGCCCUGUUCUCGUCAAGCUAGAGGACAAUGGAUCUGCUCAGGCUGUGUCGCGCUCCAUUCUGUACAAGAAUUCGGCGAAGUAUCCUUCAAACGCCUUGCUACGGAAGAUUCAUUUUCUCACAUCCGGGGAAAAAGAAGCCACUCGAACGUUUGUCCAAGCGUGUGUUCUAGCCGGAUGCGAUUUCAUUGACUCGCUUCCGAAUGUGGGAUUUGCUACUGCCGUCAAACGCAUUUUCAAUUUUCGUGGUGCACCCUCUCACUUGCGAGUCCAACGGUUGGUGAGCAAGCUUUCAAGCUCCGGCACAAAGGUUCCAAGUGGCUUUAUGCAAGAAUUUUACAAGGCAGAAACCAUAUUCUUCCACCACAUUAUCUUCAAUCCUAAGAAACGUAGCUGCGAGCUCCUUAUCGAUGAAAAACACAUUAAUUGUUUUCCUGACAUUCUGCAGCGCGCAAAAGAAUCAUUAGGCAUCACAUCACAAGACCUAAUCUCAGACGCCCAAGAGGACGGUUUGCACGCACUUGCGACUGCCACGAAGAGCUUUCUUGGAGGAGUUUUGUCGCGUGAGAUUGUCGAGAAAAUAUACAAGGGUGAAGUGUGUGCACGAACGCUUUGUAUCAAUUUCGAUAGCCCCAAAACGAGCUUACAACAGCAGGAAUGCUUUGAUGGGUCUCAGUCGAGUGCAAAAGCACUGUCCGCUUCUCGUGAACUACUUGGUAAAUGCAACGGCUACUCACAAAAGACUGAUCAAGGAUUUUCUACAGUGAUUACGCGAAGAGAAGUCCGACAGCUUUCACCUAUUGCGACAGCCCAGCAGAACGAGAGCAGGAAGCGCUCGCAGGCAAACGAACGUGCUGUAUCGAUUCGAGGUCUGAUGAGCAUUUACAAGACCGCAACUGUAGUGACGACACCCGCAAGAUAUGAAACAUCAAAGGGGGUAAGAUCGACAACUCAAACUUUACAAACGGGUCCAAAGCACUUCAACAAUGGCAGCAACCACUCAAGUACUGACGCAUCAGUACCUUCGACAAGCAUACUAUCGACAACAGUUUCAGAGGUCAAGUCGUCUACGGUAACUUCAAUGUCCGUGAAGGAUCUUAUCGCAAAGCAUUCUCAAUCUAUCCAAGAAGCAAAAUCACCUGACGAUCAAGAAAUAUUUACGAAAGUUGCGUCGCAGAGUGCACCCGAGUCUAGAAAGAGGUCACAAACAGCAACGAAACCUGUAGCCAGUAUUGGUAAGAAAGGUCGAACAUUCACGGAUAAACCGAUUCCAAACGGUAGCUGCAAAACUCUGUUUGACUUUUUUCAGCAACGAUGA